UCUGCCACUCAGCCCCUUUCGUGUCCCUCAAAGCUAAGGUGCUUCUUCCCUUUGUGUAAUCUCCAUGAUCCUUCAUGAAAAUGCUGAAUCCGCAGAAACUCCAGCAGGAAUGCCGGCUCGUUGGCUCAACCAACCGGUGGCGUUUCCCCAGAGAGCCUUUUUUGGGGGACCUGCUGGCGCUUUCCCAGAUGUGCAAGGCUGUCAAUGUAGACUUUGAUGAAGUUCUGAAGAACCCAGACAGGUUAUGCAUUUCACAAAUUCAGAAAAAGUUCCCUGAGAAUUUGAAGAACAAGGCCAUCCAAAGCGGGGAGGCAGCUGUGAUUCUCAAAUGUCUUGGCUUCAGAUGGGAACUGCAUCAGACCCGGCUUUUUCAGUCCGAGACCUUGGCCAAGUUUUACAUGACUGCCCUGGCCCGGGGCAACGCAAACCCUGAGAAGCUUCUGCAAGCUCAGCUGCCCGGGAAGAUUAAAGAACAACGCCCUGUAAAGAAGACGAUCGUUUCCUUGAAGAUCAGUGACCCUCUGGUCACCGAAGCUGCCCUCGCCGUGGCCCUGAAGAGUCUCUACCUGCGCGAGGUAAAGGUGAGCGUGGACGACGUGCUGGGCGUGCUGGCUGUAGCCCACAUUCUUCAGUUCCGCAGCCUGUUCCAAAGGUGUGUGACCACGAUGAUGAACGGACUCACGCCGGGCACCAUCAAGAACUUCUACCUGGCCGGCUGCAAGUACAAAGGAGAGCCGCUCACCACUGCCUGCGAGAAGUGGAUGGAGAUGAACUUGGUCCCUCUGGUGGGGACACAGAUCCACCUCCGGGAACUCCCGCAGGAGCUGCUGCACAAAGUGCUGAGGUCCCCCAGGUUGUUUACUUUUAGAGAGUUUCACCUUCUGAAAACACUUCUUUUGUGGGUCUACUUGCAACUAAAUGACAAAACUCAGACAAUUCCGAUGUACGCAACUGUGCUCUCAUUUUUUAGCAGCUUCCCCAAGAAGUGUUGCUUUCUGGAUCGGGAUGUGGGACAGAACUGGAUGCCACUCUUCCUUUGCCUGCGUCUGCACGGCAUCACCAAAGGCAAGGAUCUGGAGGAGCUAAGGCACAUUAACUUCUUCCCUGAAUCCUGGCUCGUCCGGGUUAUAGCCGACCAUUACCUCGCGCUGGAGAAUGGGGGCGACAUGGCCCACGUGAAGGAUCUUACCAACCAGGGGGUGAGAUUCGGGCUGCUCUUCAAGCAGGAGUAUACUACACAUUCAGAAGUGAUUGCCAUAUAUGGAUUCUUCUUUGAGAUAAAGGGAAUCAAACAUGAUACUACUUCCUGUAGUUUUCAUAUGCAGAGAAUAAGCCACACCGACUUGGAAUUCUCCUCCUCCAUCUAUGAGCACAGCCCCAUCAGCCUGAGAGCAGAGUGCUCGGUGACGUACGAGAUCAGAGCCCAGACCCUGGUGGACGGCAAGUGGCAAGAGUUCACGACAAACCAGAUCAAGCAGAAGUUUGGGUUGGUUAAGUCGUCCUGCAAAAGCCACGCCUUGAAAAUACAAACUGUGGGCAUCCCAAUCUAUGCAAGUUUUUCCUUCGUCUUCUCAUUAUCUUAACAGUUUUCAGAAGAAUCUAUGGGAUUUUUUUUCUUCCACUGGUCCAUGUAAAAGGAAAUAAAACAACAUGAAAAGGACUGCUCAAGUAUUCAGCUGACUCUCCAAGUUAGUAAUGGUCUCAGAACUUUGGCCCACUGUCUUGGUCUGUUGGGCUGCUAUAACAAAACACCACAGAUUGGGGGCUUAUAAAGAACAGAAAUUUGUUACUCACAGUUCUGGAGGCUGGAAGUCCAAGAUCAAGAUGCCAGCAGAUUCCACAUGGUGUCUGAUGAGAACCUGCUUUCUGGUUCAUAGACGGCUUCUUCUCGCUGUGUCCUCACAUGGUGGAGGGGGCAGGGAGCUCUCAGGGGCCUCUUUUAAUAAGGGUACUAAUCCAUUUUACGAAGGCCCUGCCUUUCCCUCAUGACCUAAUCACCUCCCAAAGGCCCCACCUCCUAAUGACAUUACCUUUAGGGGUUAGAAUUCAACAUAUGAAGUCUGAGGAGACACAUUCAGACCAUAGCACUCCCAUUUAUAUCGUUUGAGGAUGGAAAGGAUCAGAGCCAUGAGUCCAUUGCCAUCAUUGACCCCAAAGCUCCCUGAGUCCAGCCCUAACUUGAUGCACUCUCAGAAGCACUCCUAUGGGAGCAUCAGCAGUAACAACAUACUCCAGCUGGAAGCCCCAAGU
This is a messenger RNA of Mesoplodon densirostris (Blainville's beaked whale), 2250 nucleotides long. RefSeq names its product BTB domain containing 16 (gene BTBD16). The record is from RefSeq and is a predicted model, not a curated record. The coding region runs from base 75 to 1583 and encodes 502 amino acids. Lineage: Eukaryota; Metazoa; Chordata; Mammalia; Artiodactyla; Ziphiidae. The transcript has 16 exons.